Molecule: messenger RNA, 1362 nt
Organism: Purpureocillium lilacinum
Lineage: Eukaryota; Fungi; Ascomycota; Sordariomycetes; Hypocreales; Ophiocordycipitaceae
Product: casein kinase I
Biological process (GO): signal transduction; peptidyl-serine phosphorylation; endocytosis
Cellular component (GO): nucleus; cytoplasm
Molecular function (GO): protein serine/threonine kinase activity; ATP binding
Source: RefSeq, a predicted model, not a curated record
AUGGCUUCGUCUUCGUCAAAUGUCGUCGGUGUCCACUACCGUGUGGGGAAGAAGAUUGGCGAGGGUUCAUUCGGUGUCAUUUUCGAGGGAACCAAUCUGUUGAACAACCAGCAAGUUGCCAUCAAAUUUGAGCCUCGAAAGAGCGACGCUCCCCAGUUGCGAGAUGAAUACCGAACGUACAAGAUCCUCGUUGGUUGCCCUGGCAUCCCCAACGUCUACUACUUCGGCCAGGAAGGCCUCCACAACAUUCUCGUCAUCGAUCUCCUAGGCCCUUCGCUGGAGGACCUCUUCGACCACUGCGGACGGCGGUUCACCAUCAAGACGGUCGUCAUGGUGGCCAAGCAAAUGCUUUCGAGGGUUCAAACGAUACACGAGAAGAACCUCAUCUACCGAGACAUCAAGCCGGACAACUUCUUGAUUGGUCGCCCGGGCACCAAGGCCUCCAACGUCAUCCACGUCGUCGACUUCGGCAUGGCCAAGCAGUAUCGGGACCCGAAGACGAAGCAGCACAUUCCAUACCGCGAGCGAAAAUCUCUGUCGGGCACUGCUCGCUACAUGAGCAUCAACACCCACCUGGGCCGCGAGCAGUCCCGGCGAGACGAUCUGGAGGCGCUCGGACAUGUCUUCAUGUACUUCCUGCGAGGUGGCCUGCCCUGGCAAGGCCUCAAGGCUGCAACUAACAAGCAAAAGUACGAGAAGAUUGGCGAGAAGAAACAGACCACGGCCAUCAAGGACCUCUGUGAAGGCUUCCCCGAGGAGUUCUGCAAGUAUCUCACGUACGUUCGCAACCUGGGAUUCGAAGACACCCCCGACUACGACUACCUCCGGGACCUCUUCAGCCAGGCCCUAAAGAACGCCGGCGAGGUCGAGGACGGCGAGUACGACUGGAUGAAGAUCAGCAAGGAUUCGGGAAAGGGGUGGGACUCGAUGAAGAACCACAGCGCGGCGUACCUGCACAACCCAAACGUGAGGCCCGGCCCAUCUCAAAUGGAACUUCACAGUGGCCAUCGUCCUGGGAAUACCAACUCUCACCAGCAAGCACAGAACCUCACUGUCAGCCGUUUAAACGCCGCACAACCCCCCACUCCGUCACCGAUCAAGCAGAUGGGCAAGCAGAGAGAUCGGCCAAGCGCGCCCGGCGCCAUCCCGGGCCAGCGCACCAGCGGGGUGGGGGGUCUCCGAGAUAUGGCCACCCCGACUGGCUCUACUCAAGCUCAAUUCCAGAACAGCACCCAGAACCUGCCGCAACAGAGGGUGCCGCAGCAGGGCCCCAUGGUGGCGGCGGGCCAGCCUAGCCAGCGGCCUGCGGAGCCCCAGCCCAGUGGCUUCCAGAAGUUCAUCAAGGCAAUUUGCUGCGGCUAG